AUGUCUCAAAUUGCCACUUCAUUAAGUGAGAUGCGAGGGAACGAAGGAAGAAUUCCUGCUUCAAUUAAACCACCGGACAUAGCAAACAUCAGUCAAAUUACCCUGAGAUCAGGACGAGAGUAUAAAGGGCCAACAAUGAAGAUUGAUGAGCGAGAGCCGACUAUGGCGAGUGAGGAAAAAGACAACAUGGUUCAGCAGAAGGAAAACACUGGAGCAGGGGAUGAUCCGUUCUUCUUGAGCCCAGGAACUGAAGUGGAAACAGAAGAAGCAAUGAAAGAAACUGGAGAGUUUACCAAGGGGGAAUCCAGCAACACAGCUCUGAAAUUGCCUCUCUUCAGCAAAUUUAUUAAGGAAUUCAUUGCUGUGAAAACCAAUUCAGAUGGGAAAAUCGUGAUUGGGGAGAGCGUUUCAGCAGUGAUACAAAAGAGGAGGCUGCCAUCAAAGAGGACCGACCCAGGAGUAAGGUUAGUUAAUACGAACAUAGUAAUCCAACUGGCUGAUAGAUCGUGCAUAAGUCCAGAAGGUGUGCUAGAGAAUGUGAUAGGUAAAGUGCAUGAUUUCUUGUAUCCUGCUGAUUUCCAUGUGAUAAAGAUGAGUGAGAAUGAAUCCGUUGAGUCUAGCGGAGUGCUUUUAGGUAGACCGUUCCUACGCACAACUAAGACUAUAAUUGACGUUUUUUAUGGAACGAUUUGUCUGGACUAUCAUGGGGAGAAAUUCACUUUUAUCAUUGAUGAGUCUAUGAGAAAACCUUUGGAUGUGGAAAAUCUUCAUGCCGUGGAUAUUAUUAACCCCUUGGUUCAGGAAUAUCUUGAGACUGAACUCUUGCAUCAACAGAUUGAUAAUUCAGAAAUGAGUCACUCAAUUGAUAAAGAAGUAGUAGGAUGGUGUGAGGCAAUGAAUACUCAAAAAUUGACAGAUGAGAAGUUAGCAGAGGCAAUCAAGGAAUUUUGCAAGAAUCCGACGUCUGCCAGGUCAAAGGGGUCUGCCUAUCUGGCCAGUAUGGAAAAAUUACCAGACCUAGAGGAUUUCACCAAGAAGGAAAUGGAAAAGAAUCCACUACCCCAAGAGGCAAGUUCACCAAAGAAAGAAUUGACGACACUUCCACCGGGCCUGAAGUAUGGGUACCUGGAGGAGAAUGAAACGUUCUCUGUUAUCAUCAACAACAACUUGACCCAGGAGUAG
Molecule: messenger RNA, 1182 nt
Organism: Salvia splendens (bonfire salvia)
Lineage: Eukaryota; Viridiplantae; Streptophyta; Magnoliopsida; Lamiales; Lamiaceae
Exons: 3
Coding region: 1-1182 (393 amino acids)
Source: RefSeq, a predicted model, not a curated record